Molecule: messenger RNA, 1860 nt
Organism: Serpula lacrymans var. lacrymans S7.9
Lineage: Eukaryota; Fungi; Basidiomycota; Agaricomycetes; Boletales; Serpulaceae
Exons: 7
Coding region: 1-1860 (619 amino acids)
Biological process (GO): exocytosis; intracellular protein localization; Golgi to plasma membrane transport
Cellular component (GO): exocyst
Source: RefSeq, a predicted model, not a curated record
AUGCAGUCCCUCCGCACUCGCAGACCCUCAGAUUCUCGCCAGGUAAAACGCUCAGCAUCAAAGCUUGCAAAGCCCAUACCAAACAAAAAUGCCCGCAAGUCCACCGUCGACGACAAGAUCAAAAAGCGCAUGUCACUCAGAUAUGCUGAAAUAUCCGCACCUACAGAUGCAUUUGUCCCCGCUGUCCCCACCAUCCCCAUUGGGUUGCGACCAGGAAACCAAAAUGACCAGGACGAGAUUGUGCUCGACGUGAAACAGAUCCAUGAGGACCCGAGAAUCAACGAUAAUAAACUCCUCGAUCAAGAUAACUUUGACCCAGAUGCCUUUCUCAAAGUAAAACUCGCAAAUUCUACCGAGGCCGAAUUGAAGUCGCUGCAGUCUUCGCUUAGGGCAUCAAAAGAUGAUACCGCUGUUGAUCUACAGCGUAACGUGUUCAAGAACUAUGCAGAAUUUGUACUUAUUUCGAAGGAAAUCAGCGUACUUGAAAACGAAAUGCUAGAACUGAAGGAAAGCCUUGCAGAAUGGAAAGGCAUGCCAUCACUUCUGCACAUCGACGAGUCAGCCUCGGUAGCAGAACGUAGACGAAACGUUCGAUCCUCAAUCGCGGAUCUACGCGUGCUAUAUGCUAACCAAAUGCAAACCCUUCACACCCAAAUCGAAGGGUCUGCAAAGUUUGCGCCCACUACCCCUGGUCGUCACGUUAUAAUAGAGAUGGAUGGCAUAUUCUCACUCAAUGCUGCAACUUACAAGGUCAACAAUACCGUCAGGUUUGUCAUUCUUGAUGAUGCAGUGUUGGUGGCAAAACGUCGCCGUCGGAACAACGCAGAGAGUGGCAAGUUGGUUGCCGAACGGUGCUGGCCGCUCAACGAGAUGCUCGUAUUGGAUACCAAGGACACAGCUAGUGAGUUUAGAGAACAACGCUGUACCAAUUCGGGUAACAAGGACUUAUUCAAAUUUGAAGUGAUGACAAACGUGUUCAAGAUCAGACAUGGCAAGGAGACGCACGUUUACAGAACUGAGACACCAUCGGACAAGAAAAGCCUGUUGGGCCAAUUCCGUCAAGUAGCCGAAGAACUAGCAAUCAAGAAACGCAAAGAACGUGAAGGAGAGCAUGAGCGGCGUAAGACUUUGUGGGUUGGUGGUGGCAGCGAUCGUGCAUCAGCCGUGUUUAACAUGGAUCAAAUUCCUUCUGGGCCAGAAUGGAUGGCAGAAUUGGCAGAACGUGCUGGCGUGGAAGGGAGUACUGCGAAAGACAAGGCUGAACGCGAUGCUCGCUGGAUGGGAGAGUUUGCCGAUGAUUUAACCGUAGCAAUUGCCCUCCGACAAUGGGAUCAAGCUGUCAAACUCGUUGAACAAGGAAAAGCAAAAUUGGCCGUGACGCCAUCUUUAGCUGCAAAGCUGACUCCACUUACGGCUUCGCUAACCAGUUCACUACUCCAGGCGCUGUCAUCCCCAAAUAAUCGUAAAUCUGUCAUUGUCAACAUCGUAUCCCAUUUGCUCCGUCUAAACGCAGGUGCUGCGGCCCGCAGCACAUUUUUGUCUGCACGCACGGAGGCUAUGCGGAAGUACAUUCGCGCGAUCAGGUUCGAAGGGCACGUUGGAAUGUACAUCAAUGAUCUCUCAGUAGUUGUUUUCACUGGCAUUAAACAUACUGCCGAUUGGUUCCUGGCUAGUUUCCAGGAGAGUGAGAUGGCAAGUGGCUUUAUUGAUUGGGCAAAGAAGCAGAUAGAGGCGUAUGCGGAGAUGUUCCGUAAACAGGUUUACAGUUCUGAUGUCGAGACACAAACCGUAGACGAGGCUUUGCGAAUUACUUAUAGUCAGAGCAAAAAGGUAAUUUUCCGAUUAAUCACCACCGAGUAA